This is a messenger RNA of Helianthus annuus (common sunflower), 1136 nucleotides long. RefSeq lists its product as uncharacterized. The transcript is spliced from 2 exons. The record is from RefSeq and is a predicted model, not a curated record. Lineage: Eukaryota; Viridiplantae; Streptophyta; Magnoliopsida; Asterales; Asteraceae. The coding region runs from base 417 to 1136 and encodes 239 amino acids.
CGUACCAUAACCAACCGUUCGUUCCACCGUUUCAACCUCACCAAUUUCAAUCGCAAACGUAUCAAACCCAACCCCACACACUCGACCCACUACUAGAAGACAACACCCUCAUUCAUCAUUUUGCAAAAGCGUGGCGUGAACCACGUGAACCACAACAAAGUCUUGACGAGGAUGAGGAAGAGGAAGAGGAAGAAAAAGCGGAGGAAAAGGAAGAGGAAGAAGAACAAAAUGAUGACGUUUAAGAAAUCGUUCCAAUCGGCCGACAACCUUGGACGAGCGAGGAGGAGGUGUCCUUGACGAAGGCGUAUUUGCACAUCUCGGAGAGUAGGAAACAUGGGAACGAGCAACGAAAGGAUGCGUUUUGGAGACGGGUCAUUAAUCAUUUUAGGCAACUUCCCGGUGCAAGGAUACGAAACAUGGACCAAAUGACGUCGAAGUGGACGGAUUUGAACGGGAAAAUUAGCAAGUUCAACGCUUGUUUCAUUCAAAAGAACCGAAACCCACAAAGUGGAGCGAGCGAGGCGACGAUCAUGCAACAAGCCACCGCAGAGUAUUGCCGAGUGUACAAAAAGAGAAUUUUUCCACACGUGGGGGCAUGGGAAGUUGCGAGACAUCACCCGAAGUGGGUCCCCGUUGAGUUGGUUGACAUGCAUGGUCCUACGGCUCCAAAAAAACGAGGCGGUUCGAAAAGAUCAAAGACAUCCGAGUCGGGGAACUACACGACUUCCGCGUCGGAUAACUUGCCCCAAAUGAACUUAAACGACGACCCUCUUGACGAACCUGAUCAACCCCUUGACGAGCCCGUUGAGGAAGAUACACCCACAAGGCCACGACGCAGACGAGGUGGUGAAUCGUCAAGCAAAGGGAAGGAGGCGGUGGCGGAGUCGAUCUUCAGAAUCGAAGAGGAGAAAAUGACUCAGUUCAAGAAGGCCGAACAAAGAAAAGAAACAAUGAUGUCCCUAAAGGUUGAACGCGAGCAGGCGUACAAGGAACACUUGAAAACGAUUGAAAGACAAAAUGAUUUAAAAAUCUUGUGUGAAAACCACGCCCAUCUCGACGAACCGUUCAAGUCAAUUGUCAUUCAACAAAAGCGCGAGAUUUGCGCAAAGUGGGGUUGGGAGAUGUCACCCGUUUAG